Bolinopsis microptera is the source of this 1472-nucleotide messenger RNA. Its product is annotated as beclin-1-like. The record is from RefSeq and is a predicted model, not a curated record. NCBI's taxonomy places the organism in Eukaryota, Metazoa, Ctenophora, Tentaculata, Lobata, Bolinopsidae. Gene Ontology annotation, cellular component: phagophore assembly site; phosphatidylinositol 3-kinase complex, class III, type II; phosphatidylinositol 3-kinase complex, class III, type I. Gene Ontology annotation, biological process: cellular response to nitrogen starvation; autophagy; late endosome to vacuole transport.
AAGUAUGUAAUGAGUUCCGGAAGCAGCGUUGGAAGUCCCACUUCCACUCCAGUAAGCUUCUGUUGCCAACGUUGCGCUAGACCCCUCAAACUUGCCACAUCCCUCCAGAAUGUAUCCCUCAAAAACUUCGCCCAUCUAACUGAUGGAAGGAGUUCCACCCAACCCACCCCAGACUACCUCGCCAACCCACCAAUUGACGUUCACUCCAACGAUGGUGCUGACAGAAAGAUUAUCAUAGACAACACAAGUAAAGAUGAUUUCUGUGUCCUUGCCAAGCCAGAAGCAGCGAAGACGGAAGCGUUCAGCUACAAGCUACGAGUAGCAAUGCAGCUGUUUGAUAUUCUGUCCGAGAACUCUGAGAUAGACCACCCGCUGUGUGAAGAAUGUACCAACGUCCUCUUCCUCCAGCUAGAUUCACAGCUCCGAACUUUGAGACAGGACUGUGCUGACUACCGCAAAGUUCUAGCCCAACUCCAGCAACAAGACUCCGCUAUCACGUCCCAACUGGAUGACGAUAUCGAGAACCUGCGUGCUGAAGAAGAAGCACUGUUGAAGGAGCUGGAGGAUGUAUCAGAGGAGAGGGGGAGUGUAGCUGCAGAACUGGCAGCACUGCAGCUCAGUGAGAAGGAGCUGGAGAAGGAGGAGGAGCAGCUCCACAGGGAGAUUAACCAGUAUGAGCAACGGCUAUCUGAGGUGAACUUACAGCAAAAGUGUUUGGAUGACGAACUGAAGUACUCCCACAACGAGCUGGAGAAACUGAAGAAAACAAACGUGUUUAACACAGUGUUCCACAUCUGGCACGAGGGGCACUUUGGGACGAUCAACGGGUUCAGAUUGGGCAGAUUGCCAACUUUUAAUGUGGAGUGGGAUGAGGUGAACGCGGCGUGGGGUCAGACUGCUCUGCUUCUUUACUCACUUGCUAAUGCUAACAGCUUCGUCUUCCAAAGAUAUAAGAUUGUUCCGUUUGGCAGUCAGAGUUACCUGGAAGGUGAAACUAAGUUGCCUCUCUUCACCAACGGUGGUCUAAGAUUAUUCUGGGAUGCCAAGUUCGACCAAGGCAUGGUGGCCUUCUUAGACUGUCUCAAGCAAUUUCUAGAUUCUAUUGAGAAAAAAGUCCUUCAACUUCCCUACAAGAUCGACAAAUCUAAAAUAGGCGACCAGAAAGGGUUCUACAGCAUCAAGUUACAUUUCAACAGUGAAGAACAGUGGACCAAAGCGUUGAAGUUUAUGCUGAUAAACCUAAAGUGGGCACUGACUGUAGUUGCUCACAGCAAACCUGCGAAGUAGUAAUGAGUGAAACUAACCAGAACAGUUAAUAAUAACUAUGGUUUAUUUGGGUAGUAUGAUGAGGUCACGGCCCAGUACCUGGAAUGUUUUCUGCUAUAUUAUGGACGAUUGAAAUAUAUUAUACUUUUAGAAUAGAGACAGAUAUGUCAAUAUUCUCAGUGCUGUUCAGUAUGCAUUGCAUGCGA